Messenger RNA from Vicugna pacos (alpaca), 1840 nucleotides. NCBI's taxonomy places the organism in Eukaryota, Metazoa, Chordata, Mammalia, Artiodactyla, Camelidae. The record is from RefSeq and is a predicted model, not a curated record.
UGCCCAGGUUCAUCCUGCAGGCGGGCCAGUGCCUGUGGGCUUGGGGUGGCCUCAUCUGGGCCGGGGCAGUGGCCAGGCUCCAUGAAGUCUGCAGCCUCGGUGAACUUGGACCACUUCCAGAUCCUGCGUGCCAUUGGGAAAGGCAGCUUCGGCAAGGUGUGCAUCGUGCAGAAGCGGGACACGGAGAAGAUGUUUGCCAUGAAGUACAUGAACAAGCAGCAGUGCAUCGAGCGGGACGAGGUCCGCAACGUGUUUCGGGAGCUGGAGAUCCUGCAGGAGAUCGAGCACGUCUUCCUGGUGAACCUCUGGUACUCCUUCCAGGAUGAGGAGGACAUGUUCAUGGUGGUGGACCUGCUCCUGGGUGGAGACCUGCGUUACCACCUGCAGCAGAACGUCCAGUUCUCCGAGGACACCGUGAGGCUGUACAUCUGUGAAAUGGCGCUGGCCCUUGACUACCUGCGCAGUCAGCACAUCAUCCACAGGGAUGUGAAGCCCGACAACAUUCUCCUGGACGAGCAAGGACAUGCGCACCUGACCGACUUCAACAUUGCCACCAUCAUAAAGGAUGGCGAGAGGGCUACCGCGCUGGCCGGGACCAAGCCCUACAUGGCUCCGGAGAUCUUCCAGUCUUUCGUCAACGGUGGUACCGGCUACUCCUUCGAGGUGGACUGGUGGUCGGUGGGCGUGAUGGCCUACGAGCUGCUACGUGGAUGGAGGCCCUACGACAUCCACUCGAGCAACGCCGUGGACUCCCUGGUGCAGCUGUUCAGCACUGUGAGUGUCCAGUAUGUCCCCACCUGGUCCAAGGAGAUGGUGGCCCUGCUGCGGAAGCUGCUCACUGUGGACCCCAAGCAUCGCGUGUCCAGCCUGCGGGAUGUGCAGGCGGCCCCGGCGCUGGCCGGCGUGCUGUGGGCCGAGCUCAGCGAAAAGAAGGUGGAACCUGGCUUCGUGCCCAACAAAGGCCGCCUGCACUGCGACCCCACCUUCGAGCUGGAGGAGAUGAUCCUGGAGUCGAGGCCCCUGCACAAGAAGAAGAAGCGCCUGGCCAAGAACAGGUCGCGAGACAGCAGCAGAGACAGCUCCCAGUCGGAGAAUGACUACCUUCAGGACUGCCUUGAUGCAAUCCAGCAGGACUUUGUGAUUUUUAACAGAGAAAAGCUGAAGAGGAGCCAGGACCCCGUGAGUGAGACCCGGCCUGCGCCCGAGCCCAGCGAGGCAGCAGGCGGCGAGGGGGUGCCCGCCCUGCCCGUGUGCGGCUCCAUCUGCCCCUCGGCUGGGAGCGGCUAGGCAGCCCCCCAGCCCGUGGAGGUAACUCAGGUCACGUUGGAGACUCAAGGCCUCCAGAGGGACUGGACGGCAGGCGGCGGGCAGUGGGCAAGGCCCAGCGUGGACUUUCCCAGCCGAGGAGCCUGGUGCAUCCAAACACAGGCCCAGGCCAGGGGCUUCCGCUGCUCCCUGGCCAUAUUUUCACGGGCGCAGUCUGACCGCUGAGCCUGCCCCGGCUCUCAGUGGCACAUGGUGACAAGAGGCUGUUGGUGCGGCUGAGAGCGGUGGGCAAGGAGGGUGGGCGCCACAGGCCGCUCCAGUCACCUGUCACGGUGGAGGGGGCAUGUGGCUGCCUGCCUGGACUCUCCUGGUGGCCGCUGCGUGGGCCGCGUGGUGGGACAGGCGCUCUGGUCUCCAGCCACCUGUCAGCUGUCCAUGGCCCGCGUCCCCGCUGUCAGCUGCCCGCCGUCGUGAGCCUGCUGCCCGGAGCCGUGGGGCGGCCCAGGGUCCGCCGGCUUCUUGUACUUCGAAGUGGGGAGGGUCGUGGGUGUGAAGAAUGUUUUCUAGAGACCCA